AUGGCUGAGCCUGGCUGUGAGACCCCUUCUGGGGAAUGCCCAGGCAUGGAGGAACCCACAGCAGCGGACCCGAAGAGCCCGAAGCACGAGCAGCCAAGCCGCCAAUGCCCCCGCCACCGCCACCGCCGCUGCCGCCGCCGCCCCAACAGUUUCUACGCCUACUUCCCCAGGGUUCUGAAGCAGGUUCACGAGGGCCUGAGCCUCUCGCAGAAGACCGUGAGCAUCUUGGAUUCGUUCGUUAAGGACAUCUUCGAGCGCAUCGCCGACGAAGCCUCUCGCCUGGCCCGCUCCACCAAGUGCUCCACCAUCACCACCAGGGAGAUCCAGACAGCCGUGCGCCUGCUGCUGCCCGGGGAGAUUGGCAAGCACGCCGAGUCCGAGGCCACCAAAGCCAUCAUCAGGUACACCGUCUGCCGAUGAGCUGCCUCCAGACCACCUGACCACCUUGCAAACCAAAGGCUCUUUUCAGAGCCACCUCACUUGGCGGGAAAAGGCCUGUAGGCUUUAAAAAGUGGGACAAACUCUAGAGUUUUUGUUCUCGUUGUGGCAUUCUGUGGAUAUUUAAAGUAGUUUUACUUUGAACCAAACAUGAUCGGCACUGCUUUCAUCUAUAUUUGCGUGCAGUUUUUCCCUUGGACAACUGUGGAC
Molecule: messenger RNA, 648 nt
Organism: Zalophus californianus (California sea lion)
Lineage: Eukaryota; Metazoa; Chordata; Mammalia; Carnivora; Otariidae
Product: late histone H2B.L4-like
Exons: 1
Coding region: 1-420 (139 amino acids)
Biological process (GO): nucleosome assembly
Cellular component (GO): nucleosome
Molecular function (GO): DNA binding; protein heterodimerization activity; structural constituent of chromatin
Source: RefSeq, a predicted model, not a curated record